Molecule: messenger RNA, 2706 nt
Organism: Pedinophyceae sp. YPF-701
Lineage: Eukaryota; Viridiplantae; Chlorophyta; Pedinophyceae
Source: the annotation of a GenBank genome assembly
AUGGCGCGCACAAAAGGCAAGGCGGGCCGCGCUGAGGGGGGCGGGGUGGUGGCGCCACAGACGGCGCUGUCGACGCGGACCGCCGUGGCGCUCCUCGGGCUGUUCGUCGCGUUGACUCUCUAUGCCGCGCACUGGACGGCCACGAGCCUCGCGCCGCCGCUGGGCAGCGACGCGCCGGGCACGAGCUUCGCCGAGGGCCGCGCGAUGCAGCACGUGAUCGCGCUGGCGGGUGCGGGUCCGGGGUCGAUCGGGGAGCGGCAGGUGGGCACGGAGGCGAUCCACAGGGCGGCGGACUACGUGGAGCGGGAGAUGCAGGCUCUGUGCGACGCGGCGGAGGGGUCGGCGAUCGCGUGCGAGGUCUCCCGGUCGCGCACGAGCGGGAGCUUCAACCUCGAGUUCCUGGGAGCCAGUUUCGUCAACAAAUACGAAAACCUAACGAACGUGGCCGUGCGACUGUACAACCGAGACGCUCCGGAGGAGCGACCCAAGGGCGUCCUCCUCCUGUCGCACUUCGACAGCACGCUCGCAAGUCCCGGCGCGUCAGACGCGGGCGCGGCCGUGUCGUCGAUCCUGGAGUUCGGGCGCGCGGUCGUGGCGCGCGGGGAGCCCCUCGACGCGGACCUCGUCCUGCUGGCCAACGGGGGGGAGGAGACGCUCAUGCAGGCGGCGCACGGCUUCUCCUUCCACCCGUGGAUGGACCGCGUCGGGAGUUUCAUCAACGUCGAGUCCACGGGCUCCGCGGGCCCGGACGUGGUCUUCCAGGGCAGCUCCUGGACGCUCGAGGCGUACCGGCGCGGAGCCAGGCGCCCGCUGGGGUCGUCCCUGGUGCAGCUGCUCUUCGAGGUGGAGGCGCUGCCGGCCGACACCGACUACAAGGUGCUGUCGACGCGGCGGCUCGGGCGGCUCCACGGCAUCGACAUGGCGCUGGGUCAGAAGGCACAGACGUACCACACGCACCUGGACAACCCGGGCGAGCUGGUCCCGGGGAGCCUGCAGUGUCUGGGCGAGAACAUCGACGGCGUGGCGUACGAGUUCAUGCGGGAGAUGAAGCGGCAGUUCGACGAGGACGACGCCGACGCCAACGACCAGCCCGACGGGAUCUACUUUUCCUUCCUGCGGACGUUCUUCGUCACGUACUCGUUCGACACGGCGCAGAUCCUCCACCUCGUCCCGCUCGCCUCCAUCUGCGUCCUCCUCGCGACCUCCAACGCGGCCGUCUCCGCCGCCACCGUCGCCGACGCCGGCGCCGCCCUCGCCGCGCCCGUGGCCUUCAGCAUCCUCUUCGCCGUCCUGCGCGUCGCCGCCACGGGCGCCCCCAUGGUCUGGUUCUCCCGCCCCUUCGCCGCCUUCGCCCUCUACCUGCCCCCCGCCGCCGCGGCCGCCAUCACCUUUAUCCGCGGCCUCGCCACCCACAACCUGAACACCUCCGGGCCGCGGACGGCCAAGCGGCGCUCGCGGGAGCUCUCCACGGCCUACAUCUCGCUCGCGAUCCCGCUCGCCACCGUCGGCGCGCUGCUGACCUUCUCACCGUACCGCCUGGGGUCAUACCUGCCCACGUGGCUCGCGGCGUCGUUCGUGGUGGCCGCGGUGUGCCCCGUGCGGCUGGACGCGGUCGCGGGGGGCGUGCCCGGGGUGCUCUGGCGGCUCGUGGCGGUGGCGGUGCCCGCGGCGGAGUUCGCGUCGCUGUCGGGCGGGUACGCACUGCACCUCCUGGGCAAGAUCGGGCUGUCCGGGAACCCCCCGUUCGAGGGCUGGAAGUACGUCGCGGACGCCGCGGUGGCGUUCGUGAUCAGCACGCUCGUCAUAGACAUGAUCGGGUUCCUCCCGCUCGUCGUGCGCCUCCUCCCGGGCAAGACCAUCACGCGCGCGCUCUACGUCGUUGCCGUGGUCGCCGCCGUUGCCACGGCGCGCUGGGAGCCCUACUCCGCGCACCACCCCAAGCGGCUCAUGGCGCUGCACGUCCACCGCCCCGACAACACCUCCGUCUACGUCAUGUCCGCGUUCGACUCCGUCCCGACGACCCACGCCCUGCAGCUGCACUCGAACCACCACAUGCGGGAGCUGCUGGGGCUGGCCGAGGGCGGCGCGGCGGCGCUCGCGGUGCCGACGGCGCAGGACUGGCUGCCGAUGUACCCGAUGAGCCGCGGGCUCUCGGGCGUGCUGGUGCCGGGCGCGCCGGGACUCCCCCCGGGGAGUCAGCGGCGGGCGGAGGUGGUGUUGGACUACGAGUGCUCGGCCGCGCGGCCGUGCGAGGGGGACGAGGUGGCGGAGGGGCACGUGAAGAUGUACUUGACGCUGUACACGGGGGAGCCGGCGUGGGGCGUGGUGAACAUCACGGGCGCGCCGAUCCGUUCCUGGAACCUCGGCGCGGCCGUCCGUCCGACGGGACUCCCCAGCGACCCCCCCCACAUGUACGCCAUCCGAUUCGCCGGCAACGGGGGGGUCGAGAAGCAGGAGCUCGAGCUGGAGGUCCCCGAGGGCGCGGAGCUCCACGUCGCGGUCGCGGCGAAGUUCUACGGCCCCACGGACGCGCUGCGGGCGCUGCAGGCGCACCUGUCUGACAGCGUGGCGCUGUGUCCCCUGACGGUGGUGCACUCGCGGGUGAGGUUCGUGGCGGGGGAGGGGCGCGGGGCCGCGGACGUGUUCGCGGAGGCGAAGGCCGCGGAGGUGCGGGGCACGCCGGGUGCCGGCCGGGAGGAGCUGUAG